AACUAUAGCCAGCGCAAAAAAGGAAACAAUAUUGACAAACUAUGGCUUGCUGUCGAAAACAAGAAACUAGUUCUUCAAGAAAGGAACGUUAACACGGGAACAAAUUGUAUACAACUGGUUUCUUGCAAAGACAUCCAAAUUAGUAACGUCGGACAAAAAAGAAGUUACGAGAAUGACGAGAAUGAGGAAUCAGUGACCCCAACGAAAAAGUUAUCGGUUGACAAUGACGACACCUCUUCGAAAAAUGAUAAACAUGAACAUGACGGACAUCAAGAGACAGAUGAGGAAAUAAUAUCGUCAGAGAGUCCGACCGUUAAAAAACUUAAAGGUCUUGGUGGAAUCGCUCGAUAUAGGAUUGUCUUUUUACCGGAAGAAAAUAAUUGUAAUCCGAUAAAAUCAGCCUUCGUUGAAGAAGAAUGGUUAAAGUUUGAAACCGAUUGGGAAAAAGUUGAAGAGACGAUAGUUGUAAAUGAUGGAGUGGACGGACACAUCGAGAAUUUAUUGAAGAAGUAUGAUGAUGCAAUAAAUAAAGCAACAACUGGAUAUAGUGUCAAUUUGAGCGAAAUCAUCGGCGUUUUCAACGAGUGUACUCUCAUCAAUCGGAGUUGUUAUACUUUUAGUAAGGAGUGGCCGUUGCAGUGGACGCAAUCAAUUUACAAUGCAUUCCUCGCAGUCAAUCCGCUUCAUGAUAGUGAAUUAUCGGAGUACGCGUAUAGAGACAAAAUU
This is a messenger RNA of Funneliformis caledonium, 726 nucleotides long. NCBI's taxonomy places the organism in Eukaryota, Fungi, Glomeromycota, Glomeromycetes, Glomerales, Glomeraceae. The record is from the annotation of a GenBank genome assembly.